CAUGGCCGUGUGAAGCCGAGGCACCAGUACAUUGCUCAAAGAAUGCGUGAGCUUGGCCGGUUCAUGUUAGUAGCUAAAGAUAUGGACAAGACUGUCAAUAGUCUAGAAGACUUGUGUGCACCAUCUAGAUUUCAGCUUGUUGUCAAUAUUGCCAAGCGUCUCACAAUUCAGUCCAGGCAAAAAUGAAUAUGGAAAACCUUCAACAGCAGUCAAAAUUGGAUUCUGCCUUAAAGGGGCUGUGGAGGUCAUGAUUGGACAGGCUCUUAUGAAUGAUGAUGAUCUGACAGAGAAGAAGGCAAAAAAAUUCUUUGAACUCUUGGAGAAAAACUGGAGGAACAGCGUUUCUAUCACCGCUCACCAAACCAUUCAAGAAAAAAGAUGGAAUAAAGAAGAUGACAUCCCCCUCACAAAAAAUGUGAUUGCUCUGAGAGACCAUCUCAGGAUGGUAGAAGACGAAACAAGAGAGGAACUGACGCAGCAAAUGAGUUUACGAGCAUACAAGGCAUUAAACGAGACAGUUCUGGCACAGGGCAUUAUUUUCAACAAGCGGCGGGAAGGGGAAGCAUCACGCUUGACUCUUGAGAUCUACAAGAAAGCAAGCACAAGUGCCAUUAAUGAGGACAUCUAUGAAACCUUGUCACCAUUAGAAAAGGAGCUAAGCAAGAUAUUAACCCGCAUAGAAAUCAGGGGGAAAAGAGGAAAGAAGGUUCCAGUUUUCUUGACGGAGAGAAUGAAAGAGUCAAUCGAUUUGUUGGUCAAAAGGAGAGAAGAAGCUGGUGUACCUGCUGAAAAUCCCUAUCUCUUUGCAAGAUCUGGUGUAAUGACAAACAUACGUGGAUGUGACUGUCUGCAUAAAUAUGCAGAAGAAAGCAAAGCAGAAAACCCCGAACUCCUAAGAUCAACUAAAUUAAGAAAACAGGUUGCCACACUCUGCCAACUCUUGGACCUUAGUGAACAAGAGCUGGAGCAAGUUGCAAGGUUCAUGGGUCAUGACAUCAGAGUACACCGUGACUUUUACAGACAGACUGACAAAACAUAUCAAAUUGCCAAGAUAAGUAAGCUACUGUUCGCAAUGGAGCAAGGCACUGAGAGCUUACGAGGGAAGAACCUUAACACGCUUCAUCCAUCAGUAUGUGGUAUGUUAUGUAUGCACUCUGUUUUAUUGCCAAUGCAGUUGUAUUGUGUAUUGGCUUUAGCCACUGGACUCAUUUUUAAGAGAACACCAUUGACUUUUUGGGCAGUACAAUUACAUUUAUAGCUCUUUUAAUCAAAAGAAUGUACUUAUGACUUUAGACAAUCAAGCACUAAAAUGUUUUUAUUUUUUUUAUUUUUAUUUUUUUAUCUUUUAUGGGUGAAAGUCCCACAUUAACUUCUGGUUUACAGAGACAAACAAAAACAGGACGAGUGAAGAGAGGAAGAGAAGUUGAUGAGGACGGAUGUUCUGACCUCUUUUCCCCUCAAAAAACACCUGCCCAAUGCAGUGAGGAUGGGGGUUCAGAU
Ctenopharyngodon idella (grass carp) is the source of this 1500-nucleotide messenger RNA. RefSeq lists its product as uncharacterized. The transcript is spliced from 2 exons. Lineage: Eukaryota; Metazoa; Chordata; Actinopteri; Cypriniformes; Xenocyprididae. The record is from RefSeq and is a predicted model, not a curated record. Bases 248 to 1258 code for a protein of 336 amino acids. Gene Ontology annotation, biological process: DNA integration; DNA recombination. Gene Ontology annotation, molecular function: DNA binding.